AGCUUUGGAAGUAAAGCAGCAUCCGUCACACUAGGAGCCGCAAUCAGCGCCAUCCGAGCGAAAAGCUAAAGACGGUGUCGAAGUGCGGGCAGAUAUGCUGACCACCUUCUCCUCGGUGAUACUGCCUUUCCUGUUGACUCUUCAGAUAUUAGGAUCAGAAGUUACUGAUGUAACCGAUAAUCCGCAGGACAGGGAAAAGCUGAAUAUCCAACAGAAGGGACGCCUGUCCCUUCAGAACACAGCUGAAAUCCAAAACUGCCUGGUCAACACUGGGGAUGUUGGAUGUGGUGUUUUUGAAUGCUUUGAAAACAACUCCUGUGAAAUACGAGGAUUGAAUGAAAUAUGCAUGACAUUUUUGCACAAUGCAGGAAAGUUUGAUGCCCAGGGAAAAUCCUUCAUCAAAGACGCCUUGAAGUGCAUGGCUCAUGGCUUACGACAUAAGUUCAGCUGCAUUAGCCGAAAAUGUCCAGCCAUCAAGGAGAUGGUGUUUCAGCUGCAAAGAGAGUGUUACCUCAAACAUAAUUUGUGUGCUGCAGCCAAAGACAAUGUAAAUGUGAUGGUGGAAAUGAUUCGUUUUCAAGAUUUGUUUCCAAAGGGACCGUAUGUGGAACUUGUUAACAUACUGCUGGGCUGUGGAGAGGAAGUUAAGGAAGCAAUUACCCAAAGUGUGCGGGUCCAAUGUGAGCAGAACUGGGGCAGUCUCUGUGACAGCUUAAGCUUCUGUACUUUGAACAAACCAGGGGAUCAGAGUCUGUCUGCAACAGUAAUUCCAGAAAAGAAGCAGGGAAAUAACAAAGCCAUUGACACAGUCCAACAAAACCAUGAGCUUGAGCAGGAACAUGGUGAAAUCUCCAAAAGUGAAAAGGCACCAAAGGUCCAUGUGAAUCCUCACCCCCGUGCAAGGCCCAAUAGUCAGAGUUUAAGCAUCAAAAUGGAAGAAGAUGCUGAACAGUCAGAUAUCCGAAGGUGAAACAGCCACUAACUUCAGCUACUUGUCUCAUGCAGGAAGACACACUUUACAGAAACUUUCUUCUCAUCCAUGCACAUUCCAAAUUGAUACACCAACCAGGGUAUGUGUGGUGCCAUGCAUUUUAGUAUUGAUUGAUCCUUGUAAUGUCUUGUCAUUUUAGCAUCUUCAGGAUGAUUUAUUAAUUAUUUAUUACUACGUUAAUUUUCUUGGGAUUACUCUCCACUGAUGCAGCAUGAAAUUUUUCUUCACUUUUUUUUAUAGAUAUGUAUGAUAUAUUUUCUGAAUGAAAUACAGGGCAGUUUCUAUUCUAAAAAUGGAAAUUAAAAAAAAAGAUGCAGGAUAUCAAUCCAGUUUAGGCACAUAUUUGAAAACAUUGUGCAAGUUAAGGGGGGAACUGGUUAAGUACUGGGAUAAGCUAACUUUCUUCCUCUAGUCUGAGCUGGUAUUUUUCUCAAACUCGUAUUUUAUGUGGUUACAGAAUGAAAAAUCUAUUUUUAGUCAUUUUAUUAUUGUUAUUAAUCUAUUUAUUUAUUAUUAACAUUUAAGAAUCAGGGAAACAAUAUAAAAAAUGCAUAGCAUAAAUGCACACAUUCUCUAUUGAUGUACUUGAAAUGUUUUUACCUGCAAUAAUAAAAAUGUUACAUCUUUUUUUAAAUUUCCUUUCAUCCUAUUCAAAGCAUAUCUGUACAUAGGGACAGGAUUCCUUCAGGUACUGUUUUUAAUAUGGUGACAGAUGUGCAACAGGUUAAAACUGUGAGACAGUAAACUCUUAGAUGGGGAAAUUAAAUUAUGCUAUAUAUUCUAUUUUAGAAUGGGAUUUACAGGACAAAUUAAUCUAUUGAAUAUUAAUUAUUGAUGUUACUUUAUAUUGUCAAAAAGGAGACAAAAACCUUUCCAUAAACUUGUAUACAAAGGAAACACAUGUAUACAGAAGGCAUUUAUAGUUUAAGACUUUGUUUUUGGUUUGGGCUAAAUCAAAAUGUCUGAGGGAGCUGGUUCUGGAAUCUACUUAUAUUCACAUUGACCAGUGCUAUUACUCAAAAUAUUCUGUUUGCUGAGGCCAUUCCAAGAAUUCCACUGGGAGCAAGCCAGCAUGCCUCCUUCGAGCUACAUUCCAGGAGUCCUGCAAUGGGUCUAUGCCUCCAGAUAUGCUGAAAAUAAAUACAUUGCUUUUUUGUACAGUUUCACUAUAUUUCACAAAGGGUCUUUGCUUAUACAUGUACAUAUAUACACACGUUCACACACAUAGUUUGUCAUUGCAACUAAAGCCAAAUUAUGCUUUUAAUAAAUAUUUGCUUUGGGAAAACUACAUGUGCAAAACAGAAUUCAAAAUAAAGCCCUAUGCAUUACCAC
Molecule: messenger RNA, 2323 nt
Organism: Polypterus senegalus (gray bichir)
Lineage: Eukaryota; Metazoa; Chordata; Cladistia; Polypteriformes; Polypteridae
Product: stanniocalcin-2-like
Exons: 4
Coding region: 95-970 (291 amino acids)
Biological process (GO): intracellular calcium ion homeostasis
Cellular component (GO): extracellular region
Molecular function (GO): hormone activity
Source: RefSeq, a predicted model, not a curated record